ACACCAAUCCCAAAGUUUCAUUUAUUAGUUUAGUGGCGAGUUUGGCGGCGCGAAACGCUCGUUGGUCCUUUUGUUUCGAAAGAAAUCCUAUUCGAAGAUCCCCGAUCCUUGCUAGGAUCAUCUAGUGCAAUAUAUAGACUAGUUAAUUUACUUUUGGAAAAAUAAGGACACCAGCAGGGCCGCCGAUUUGUGCCCCUUUCUUGAAAGUCGCAAAACAAAAACAACGACGACAACAACAAAGCGGAGACAAAGAAUCGACAAGUAGCGAUAAACGAAAUCAUUCCCGGGAAAACCUUGGAGACGGGUGAUUCACUGCCAAUACCACUGCCAAUUGGAGACUGAUCACGGCAGCCAUCCUUGGCGCGCCCAAUAAGCGGAGUCACCGGAACGCGUGGAAGCCAUAUCCGGAAUGCAGCCGCCGGAGCUCGAGAUUGGAAUGCCGAAGAGGCAUCGCGAGCAUAUACGCAAGAAUCUGAAUAUACUGGUUGAAUGGACGAACUACGAGCGUCUGGCCAUGGAGUGCGUGCAACAGGGCAUCCUAACCGUUCAGAUGCUAAGAAAUACGCAGGAUCUCAAUGGCAAGCCAUUCAACAUGGACGAGAAGGAUGUGCGUGUGGAGCAGCAUCGUAGGCUCCUAUUGAAGAUCACCCAGCGUGGUCCCACCGCCUAUAACCUGCUGAUCAAUGCACUGCGCAAUAUCAAUUGUCUGGAUGCGGCCGUUCUAUUGGAAUCCGUCGAUGAGUCCGAUUCAAGGCCACCCUUUAUCUCGCUAAACGAACGGAGAACCAGCCGGAAGUCGGCCGAUAUUGUGGACACACCCUCACCCGAAGCCUCCGAAGGACCCUGCGUUAGCAAGCUCCGGAAUGAGCCGCUGGGAGCACUCACCCCUUAUGUGGGUGUCGUUGACGGUCCCGAGGUAAAAAAAUCGAAAAAGAUACAUGGUGGGGAUAGUGCCAUAUUGGGCACAUAUAAGAUGCAAUCACGUUUCAACCGAGGCGUUUUGCUAAUGGUUAACAUAAUGGACUAUCCGGAUCAAAACCGUCGACGGAUCGGAGCCGAAAAGGACAGCAAGUCGUUGAUACACUUGUUUCAAGAACUGAAUUUUACGAUUUUCCCCUAUGGGAACGUGAAUCAGGAUCAGUUCUUUAAACUUCUGACAAUGGUGACCUCCUCGUCGUAUGUGCAGAAUACCGAGUGUUUCGUAAUGGUACUGAUGACACACGGCAACAGUGUGGAGGGAAAAGAGAAGGUGGAGUUUUGCGAUGGAUCUGUGGUCGAUAUGCAGAAGAUCAAGGACCAUUUCCAGACGGCCAAAUGUCCUUAUUUGGUGAACAAGCCGAAGGUGCUUAUGUUUCCCUUUUGCCGCGGCGAUGAAUAUGAUUUGGGCCAUCCAAAGAAUCAAGGCAAUCUCAUGGAGCCAGUGUAUACGGCGCAAGAGGAGAAGUGGCCUGACACCCAGACGGAGGGCAUACCCAGCCCGAGCACCAAUGUGCCAAGUCUUGCCGACACUCUGGUCUGCUAUGCUAAUACGCCGGGCUAUGUUACCCACCGCGAUCUCGACACGGGCAGCUGGUACAUCCAGAAGUUUUGCCAAGUGAUGGCCGAUCAUGCCCACGACACAGACCUUGAGGAUAUCCUAAAGAAGACGAGCGAAGCCGUGGGUAAUAAGCGCACCAAGAAGGGUUCCAUGCAGACAGGUGCCUAUGAUAAUCUUGGCUUUAAUAAGAAACUCUACUUCAAUCCCGGGUUUUUCAACGAAUAGUUGCCGCCACUGGACAUUUUAUCAUUCCGGAUGCAUUUUUAACCGCAUUUAUGUUCUUAUCGUCGCAUUUAGUAUGUCUUUUAGAUUAUGUGUUCUGUGCUCGCGUGCUAUAAAAUGUUUAUAUUGUAACAAAUACUCAUUCAAGUAUUCUUCUAAUACGUAUUGCAUACCUCAUUUAAAGGUACGAAAUUAUGUAAUUUAUGUGAUAACUGCCAGAAAUCUACAAAUAUUAUAAUACAGAGUUCCAGUAUAU
Messenger RNA from Drosophila melanogaster (fruit fly), 2015 nucleotides. RefSeq names its product death regulator Nedd2-like caspase (gene Dronc). Gene Ontology annotation, cellular component: cytoplasm. Gene Ontology annotation, molecular function: cysteine-type endopeptidase activity; cysteine-type peptidase activity. Gene Ontology annotation, biological process: proteolysis. The transcript is spliced from 2 exons. The coding region runs from base 410 to 1762 and encodes 450 amino acids. The record is from RefSeq and is marked reviewed. NCBI's taxonomy places the organism in Eukaryota, Metazoa, Arthropoda, Insecta, Diptera, Drosophilidae.